Orcinus orca (killer whale) is the source of this 2002-nucleotide messenger RNA. It is a transcript of the gene ZNF576, whose product is annotated as zinc finger protein 576. The record is from RefSeq and is a predicted model, not a curated record. The coding region runs from base 726 to 1277 and encodes 183 amino acids. Gene Ontology annotation, molecular function: DNA-binding transcription factor activity; RNA polymerase II cis-regulatory region sequence-specific DNA binding. Gene Ontology annotation, biological process: regulation of transcription by RNA polymerase II. NCBI's taxonomy places the organism in Eukaryota, Metazoa, Chordata, Mammalia, Artiodactyla, Delphinidae. The transcript is spliced from 2 exons.
UUGAGGACCGGGUUGGCGCGACUGAAUCAUUGCAGUCGGAUGGCAACCCGAGAUCUGGGCUUCGAAAGGCUCAUCAGGCGAAAGGCCGUGGAAACCACCGGGACUUUGAGACUCGGUGGGCCCUACCCCGCUUCACUUCGGGUGACGGCGCUGUGACGAGCAACUGACAGGCGCAACGAAAGGCAGCCCUCUGCUGUCUGGAGAAAAGCAGAGGCCUGGGCUACCAGCCUCGGGAGGGAGCCGAGGGCAGUGUUUGGGGCAGCGGGUCACAGCGGCUGAAAGCGCGCGUGGGAAGCGAGGGUUCUAGGUGCAAUAAGAGUUUCGGGAUGUCAGAGAAAGAUGUCUCCCGGAAGGAGGCAGGCUAAAGCGUGGGUACCACUACCUGCCUCAAGACAGGUGGGAGAGAAGGGGAUGAGGCUGGUGUCAAAGAUCAAGGGUCCCGCGCUCUGAGUUCAGGGAGUUAGUUUGAUGUAGGAGGCAUAGGUCAGAGGUCUCACGCAAGUGAGAAGGCUCUAAGGGGAGUCACAAACCGGGGUAGUUGAAUCUUCUGGGAGGACUGCAUCUUCUCUAGCGAGCUGCUCUAUCAGGUUAGAAUUCAAGGAGAUGGUAUCUCGUGGGGGGUCGGCCAAAGGCUGGCAAAGCCAAGCCUGUCAAAGGUCAUAGGAUUGGCGGGCCCUCUAAGACUCGCUGUAGAUAAGCGACUUCACUUGAUUUACUGUUCUGUCAUGCGUGCUCCUCUCUUGACCAGAGGGGUCUCAGUCACCAUGGAGGACCGGCAUCCCAAAGAGACCAUGGAGCAGCAGGAUUCGUCCAAGGAGAGAAGUCCCCAAAGUCCGGGAGGUGACAUCUGCCACUUGGGGGCCCUGCAGUGCACCCGCUGCCUCAUCACCUUCGCAGACUCCAAGUUCCAGGAGCGUCACAUGAAGCGGGAGCACCCAGCGGACUUCGUGGCCCAGAAGCUGCAGGGGGUCCUCUUCAUCUGCUUCACGUGCGCCCGCUCCUUCCCCUCCUCCAAGGCCCUGAUCACCCACCAGCGCAGCCACGGUCCAGCGGCCAGGCCCUCCCAGCCGGCUGCGCCCACCACCACGCCACCCACCUUCCCCUGUCCUGACUGUGGCAAGACCUUUGGGCAGGCCGCUUCUCUGAGGCGGCAUCGCCAGGUGCACGAGGCCCACCCCCUUCCUGGCCCCUUCGCCUGCACUGAGUGCGGGCAGGACUUUGCCCAGGAAGCAGGGCUGCAUCAGCACUACAUCCGGCAUGCCCGGGGGGAGCUCUGAGUGUGGCUCCAGCCCUCCCUAGGGCAAUGGAAGCUCUGCGGCUGGUGGGACACCCAUCUGAUAUGGGAUGGGAGGGAUUUACUUUCCUCCCUGGAAAGGCAAAGGACUCCUGAUGAAUAGGACCCAGAAGAUGCUCAUUUAGAGCUUCCAGCUUUGGAGGACACAAAAGCCUUCAGGGAAACAGUAAAAUCAAACAAUAGUGAGAAAGAAAGAAAGAGGGAAGUUUGUUAUUUGUAUCUUCCUCGUUCCCAAUGAAAUAGUUUGAAAUCAUAACUAGCUGCAGAUUGUGUUAUCACCAUUAAUUCUUCCCAGGUGGAGGCAAUGGGGCUGCAAGAGCCAAGUGCCUGGAUCUGGGCCUGAAUCGGGGAGGGAAAGUGAGGUGUUGCCUGCCUGUAAUGCCACCGAAUGGGUCCCACACGUGGAGCAACUUGAGCCUUUGGGGAUGGGACAGCAAAGUCGGAGGCGGCACUGAGUCACGUGAGGGUUGCAAACUGGGCCCUUGUCUCUUCCCACCCCCUGCCAGCCUUGCCCACUCAAGGUGGGGCCGUGGCAUUGGAUGGCUCUGCCUUCCUCCUCCCCAGAUAAUUUAUUGUUCAUUGAAAUAAUUUUAUGUACCAUUCUGGUCACGGAAUAUUUUUUGUAUGUGUAGGUGAGAUGGCAUGAAUAAACUAACAGAAGUAGUAUCUGAAAACAAAAGGUCCAUAAUAAAAUGUCUAAACAAGGAA